Molecule: messenger RNA, 856 nt
Organism: Acanthopagrus latus (yellowfin seabream)
Lineage: Eukaryota; Metazoa; Chordata; Actinopteri; Spariformes; Sparidae
Product: oleosin-B6-like
Exons: 5
Coding region: 121-681 (186 amino acids)
Source: RefSeq, a predicted model, not a curated record
ACACACACACACACACACACACACACACACUCACUGACACACACGCACACGCUUCAUUUCUGGAAGCCCCACAGUCUUCAAGUAAGUUUUCAGUUUUUCCAACUCGUUCUCCCACUUAACAUGGUUUCUUUGCCUGCUCAAAGACCAAAUGCCUGGGUGUCAGAGGUUUUGGCUCCCCGUUGCCAGCUCACGGAGACAUCCAGUACAUGUCUGCAAAGGAUGAAGGACGUAUAUGAUGUCGUCAUUCUAGGCUGGGCCCCACUAGAUGCUGCAGGACCACCAAUCGCCCCUGCAGCUCCCGCUAGACCACCGCUGGCCCCUGCAGCUGCCGCUGGAGCACCAGUGGCCCCCAGAGCUCCUACUGGAGCAUCAAUGGCCCCUGCAGCUCCCGCUGGACCACCAGCGGCCCCAGAAGCUCCCAGUGGACCACCACUGGCCCCACCAUAUCCCACGGUAGCAGUGCCCCUGUCUGAUCCCCCAGUGGCCUUAACCAGACCACCAGCAGCCCCAACUGGACUACUGAAGAGACCCCAUUCCCCAGGAGGAUUUCCAGGAGCCUCCCCAGGUUGUUUUGAAAAAGAAUGCCCACACACAGUGACAGGGAGCCAGGAUUUUUACCCUGUGAAGAGGGUUGUAAAAUACAAAGUUGUCAAGGGCCAAAUGAUGAAGCAGGUGGAGUGAGAGCCAUGCCAACUCUGUGGAAAAAAGUGGCCGUUGGAGUGGGUGGCGGAUAAGGACACUUGUUAGUGAGAAGGUUGUUUUACAUAACAUUUACAAGACUUUCUGUUGUGCCUGGACCCCAAAGCUCUAAUUUUUCAUUUCAGAGUAGUUUCAGUAUGUUGGUCAAUAAAAAAAA